Molecule: messenger RNA, 828 nt
Organism: Trichoplusia ni (cabbage looper)
Lineage: Eukaryota; Metazoa; Arthropoda; Insecta; Lepidoptera; Noctuidae
Product: bile salt-activated lipase-like
Exons: 3
Coding region: 19-741 (240 amino acids)
Source: RefSeq, a predicted model, not a curated record
AAAUAUGCAAAUAAGUAGAUGGAUACGACAAAUCUUUAUUUCAGAGUUUGUUUUGAUGACACACUUGUUAAGCACUCUCCUACCUCAAAUAUAACACAUUUUAAGAUAAUGUUGGGGACUACGUACAGAGAAGCUAUACCAUUCUAUCCCAACGCCUUUGGCAAUAGAAACUAUACAGAGAAUUACAAUUGUUCUUUUGAUUUAUUAAAAACGUUUUCCAAAAUGGAGGAUCGCGCCAAACAACUUGUCAAAAACUUUUACUCACAAGAUGGCGUCAUUAGUUUCGCCUCAGACUUUUAUUUCAAUUAUCCUUCAGAAAGAUUAGUAAAAUAUUAUUUGAGGAAUAACGCUGUGGUAUACAGAUACAUAUUUAAUUACGAUGGCGGCAGGAAUUAUAUGAAAGAAAUGAAAAACAUAACGAUUCGAGGAACAACACAUGCUGAUGAACUGGGAUACUUGUUUGACAUGAGCAUGUUUGACACAAACAUUAGUGACGCAGAUCAACUUGUGAUAGACAGGAUGACGUCACUGUGGACGAAUUUUGCUAAAUAUGGAGACCCCACCCCAUCGCCAAGCCCAGUGUUACCUGUCAGAUGGUCCCCUACGACUGCAGACCAGGGCUCCUACUUGGACCUCGACGCUGCGCUGAGUCUGCGCUCCGGGGGACCAUUCGAGAGAGUGGCGUCCUUCUGGGACCUGUUCUAUCACCACUACGCUAAGUUCUAUAAGGAUUCAAACUGAAAAUAGAUUGUUAUGAAUAGUAAAUUGAAGUUAUGUGUAAAUGUUUGUUUUUGACGACCUCCGUGGUCGAGUAGCGUACGCACCGGU